CUCCCGACGUGGUGGUGUGAUUCCGGAUGAGCAACACCGCAUGUUUGAGGUUUUGUCUUUCAGCUCGGAUCCGGCCAAUCAGAGCUUAUUCGUGUUUGGGAUUCGAAAAGUGGGUGGUACGUCACAAACCGUGCACCUACAAAGUGACUUACAAGGUAGGAGUACUUACUAACUGGGAAACUGGGUAGCAAAGUGCCAAUAUUAACCUGUUUAUUUAAAAAAAUAUUAAUAAUUUAGCAUUUCUGUUAUCCCAGUAACUUUCCUAGAAGAAAGAGGGACGGAUAUUUUUGGGGUUCUAAUUAGCUUAAACAACAGGUUUUUUUUUAUUUUUUUAAAUCCUUUUUUCUUUUUUUUUUUCAAUCGUGUAUGUUAAGAAGAUAUAAAUGGGAUACAGUGGGAUGUUUUGGGGAUAUAUAUCGGAGGAAAAAACGUUAACGUUAGGAUAUUUUAGUGAGUUUAAAAUAAAACAAGUAGCAUCAGUAGGCAUUAUUGUAACAUACAGUGCCCUCCACUAAUAUGAGCAAAGAAGGCUGUGAAAAUUUUGUCUUCAUUGUUUAACCUUUUGAUAUUUUGUUCUCAUGGAAAUCAAACAAUUGCAAACACAACACAGGUUUGUACAAAAAAAUAUAUAUAUCUUGUACAAUAAUUAUUGGCACCCUUAUAGUCAGUACUUUGUGCUACCUCGCUUUGCCGAGAUAACAGCUCGGAGUCUUCUCCUAUAACGCCUGAUGAGGUUGGAGAACACAUGGCGAGGGAUCUGAGACGGUUCCUCCGUACAGAAUCUCUCCAGAUCCUUCACAUUUCGAGGUCCACGCUGGUGGACUCUCCUCUUCAGUUCACCCCACAGGUUCUCUAUGGGGUUCAGGUCAGGGGACUGGGAUGGUCAUGGCAGGACCUUGAUUUUGUGGUCAGUAAACCAUUUCUGUGUUGAUUUUGAUGAUGUUUUGGAUCAUUGUCCUGCUGGAAGAUCCGACCACAGCCCGUUUGAAGCUUUUUGGCAGAGGCAGUCAGGUUUUCAUUUAAUAUCUGUUGAUAUUUGCUAGAGUCCAUGAUGCCAUGUAUCCUAACAAAAUGUCCAGGUCCUCUGCAGAAAAACAGCCCCAAAACAUUAAAGAUCCAUCUCCAUAUUUAACCGUGGGCAUGAGGUACUUUUGCAUAUGGCUACCGCUCUGUGUGACCAAAACCACCUCUGUGUUUAUUACCAAAAAGCUCUAUUCUGGUUUCAUCUGACCAUAGAACCCGAUCCCAUUUGAAGUUCCAGUAGUGUCUGCACACUGAAGACGCUCGAGUUUGUUUUUGGAUGAGAGCAGAGGCUUUUUUCCUGAAACCCUGAAACAGGAAGUCAUAGUUGAACAAUUUCCUGUUCCUAGUCACCCAGGUGUACUAAAAAUGUUUUAAAUAUCAUUGGGAAUAUAUUUCAAAUAUAUUUUCGCGUAUGAAUUCAUAGGGGUGCCAAUAAUUGUUACACAGCUAUAUUUAACAAAGAUUUUAUUAAUCAGUUGAGGUAGCCACUCAACUGACUUUGCUUUGGAAAUCGCUAUGUUGGACCUCCGAGCAAACCUGGCAGUGAUGGGUCUCCAAACCUGUGAGACAGAGCAAUAACAUGAUUCCGUGAGAGGCUCCAGAUCCACACCCAAGGACCAUUUGGGCCAUAAAACAAGAGAUCCUGUCGAGAUGGCACCAACAUAGUUUAACUUUAAGGUCGCAAAGGGGCAGAGAAAGAGCAGAAUCCCCUUGGAAUGAGACCUUUUGAACUCCCUUGUGGAAACAGGACUAAUACAAAUGCAUCUCAAAAAACACAGAGACUCGUUUCCGAUAUUUUCCGAUUUUUAAAAUAAUGAAUUUGGACGUUCUCCUCCGGGUACUCCGGUUUCUUCCCCAGUCCAAAGACACGAGUUGUAGGCUGAUUGGGAUUUCCGAAUUGUCCGUAGUGUGUGAAUGGGUGUGUGUGUGUGUGUGUGCGCGCGCGAUUGUGCCCUGCGAUGGGUUGGCACCCUGUCCAGUGUGUCCCUUGCCAUGUGCCCUGAGUUCCCUGGGAUAAGCUCCAGGCUCCUUGUGUCGAUUCCACCGUUUCAACACUGUAAAAUGAUGUUGGUAAAUUAAGAGCGUCUCUUCUAACUUCUAGUAAGGAUUCUAUUUAUAUGGCUAUUUACACUAGCGGAACUGCUAAAUGAUUUGGGUGAUUGGAAUAUACUGUACUAUCAUCUUACCCCCUCACCUUUUUAAUAGUUAUUAUUAUUGUUAUUAUUAUUAUUGUUGUUAUUAUUAUUUUCAGGAAAAAAAGAAGUGAUAUUAACUUUGUUCAUGUUUAAGUCUGCCUUUUUUCCCCGCUACAGUUUGAUAUGCACAUGCCUGUUUGUACAUGUUCAGUAUAUAUCAUAAUAAACGAAUUCUAAAGAGAGGCGGAAGACACGCAGGUUUCUGAUUGGCUGUGCGCUUUUGGUGGGGGGCGGGGGGGCGGGACGCAGUUUCAUAGGCUGAGCGGUCUGUCAGUCUUUGUUCCGCAGGUAGAGGAAGUGUUACAUCAUCAAAUGCAUCUACAGGCCGAAAUUUAAAGCAGAUCGUUGGCUCAGAGCGAACUCCGAACAGAAGAUGACUCAGAUGGACCUCCUGGUCAGCAACGUGGCCGAGCUUUUGGCUACGGCCGUGCACGAGGUCCUGCGUCUGAUGGGUCAGGCCGUGUCCGAGUACCGCGACGAGUCGGCCAGGAUUCGGCAGGAGAACCAGAAACUGCAGCGCACGCUCCAGGAGCUCCAGAACAGGCUCCAGAUAUCAGACGCAGUGCAGCAGGUCUCGUCGUCCGUAGCCGCGGAAGAGCCGCUCUACGAGUCCCACCGUGCGCGAGUGCCGGACUGUCAUUCCGAACGAGAGCCGGUCGAGACGGAAGAGAACGAGGAAGCGGAUUCCUACAAGCCGUCCCUCGAGGAGGAGAAACCGAGCGCGCUGCACCUGAGAGCGGAGACGCGAGAACCGGACGACGCGUGCGACUUCUCUCAUAAAAGGAGGAGGAGCCUCUCGAGCUCGAGGAGCCGAUCGGCUUCACCCGAAGCGCCGGGAGUCUUAAACGCCAUCAAAACGGAAUCGACGUCCGACUUUCCCGAGCGUUCCCUAUCGGAUCAGACCGAAAACGCGAACACCGACGCGCACCUCCGCCUUCCCUAUUAUCUGGUCCACGUUAAUCCCGCCCACGUCACCUGGGACGCGUCCGUUCCGCCGCGCGCAGAGAACGCGGCGGACGCCGGCGGUCCGUUCGGCGUCGCCGUGCGGCGAGAGAACUCGCACGCCUGUCACGUGUGCGGAAAGUCGUUUGCGACGGCCUCCAGCCUGGGCGCGCACUUCGUCUGCCACUCGGGCGAAAGACCGUUCGCCUGCGAGCGCUGCAAGUUCAGGUUCAGCCGUUUAGCCGAUCUGAAGAAACACGAGCGCAUCCACACGGGGGAGAAGCCGUACAACUGCGCGCUCUGCGGGAGGAGGUUUAACCGCACAGAGAACCUCCGACGCCACCUGAGGAAAGUCCACCACGGAGCUCUGCUUUAGCCGCCCGAGCUUACUGACUGAUUCAUACACACCGCAACCAUAACAACACUACCACCGAGUCCUAGCUCCUACAGGCUACCUCCCCAGGUCCAUUAUUAUUAGUAGUAGUAUUAAUAAUACUUUUUUUUUUUUUUUUUUUUUUUGAUUUAGUGCUAGAAAAUGAAGAGUCGUGCUUGUGAGACUCGUCGAGGACGUUGGCAUUGAAGUCUCUCAAACUCCUUAUAUACAACCUUUCAGCCAGCGCUCCGUGUUGGACUCCAUAUUGUUCCCCCACUCGGUUUGUCCUCCACAGCUCUCUCUCCCACACCGACCGCAGUCUAACUGAUUUCAACUCUCCACCCGUUCAGUUAAACUGUUACGCUCCUUCCUGCACGGUGUUGGUUAUAGAGUAUACGCUCAUAUAGAGUCUCUUUUUUUGUAGAUUUUAGUUUUACAGUCUUCUGGAGGAAAAAAAACAAAAAUUUCUGUUUGUUUGUUGUUGUUUUUUUUUUAAACCACCUGCCUUAAUUUAUUCAUUUGUUCUUCCACUUGUGAAUGUGUAAUUAAACUGAAGUCCAAAGGGUCCAGAAGUGACCCGACCAGCAUCGCGGCAUCAAUCCAACACCGUAGCGCAGGCUCGGGCUUUCCGACAGGACCCUAUAAUAUCCGGAUCACCACAAACGAUGCCCCGUCGACAUGUCACCCGUAUCGUCGUAUCGCUUUCCUUAUUUAUUUAUUUAUUUUUUAAAAUUACAAUUUGAUGAUGAAUCGGUGCGAAAAUGAUCUUUAAGCAAGUAUAUAUAUAUAUAUAUAUAUAUAUAUAUAUAUAUAUAUAUAUAUAUAUAUAUUUCACGAUGAUUAAAUAAAAGACCGUUAAGCCUAUUUCUAGACAUAUUUACUCAUUUCUGUUCUGUUGGCAGAUCAUUUAGCGUCUUUCUAGAAAUAAACGAAUAAGCAAAAUGAUCCGCUAACGGAAUACGAUUCCAAGCAUGAGUCGGAUUGUUAAGAAGUAGGUUCACUGGUCGUAUAUUUGUUUAAAAACAUUCUAAUAAAGAGAAAUAUGAGUUGGCUGUAUUUAUUACGAUAUCUGUGCUGGCUGUGAGGUCUUUUUUCGGAGUGUUGAUAUUUAAAAUUUUGUUCUGAAA
Messenger RNA from Ictalurus punctatus (channel catfish), 4661 nucleotides. RefSeq lists its product as uncharacterized. The record is from RefSeq and is a predicted model, not a curated record. The coding region runs from base 2593 to 3537 and encodes 314 amino acids. NCBI's taxonomy places the organism in Eukaryota, Metazoa, Chordata, Actinopteri, Siluriformes, Ictaluridae. The transcript is spliced from 3 exons. Gene Ontology annotation, cellular component: nucleus.